CCCACAAGAUGUCAAGGUCUUCAUUGAAAUCGAUGGACGAACAACAAUCUAGAUAUACAUCAUCUAACGUGGUGAAGUGGUUAAGGUUUUGGAGUAAAACUGAGAAGGAUCAAAUUCGAAUCUAUUUUUGACCAUGGAAACUCACAGAUGUCUUUCUGUCAGUUACACACUCUAUGUUGCUGAAGGUACCACACAGGGUUACUGCAGGGAUAAAAAAGGGGAUGGUAUACAGUACAUCCAGCAACAGAUAUAAAAAUGCAAUACAUUUAUAAGAUAGGAACAGAAGAAUAUGGUAGGAUCUUUGAGGAUGCUUCUGAGAAAGUUUUUCUCCUGAACCUCUAGACUCAAAGGUUCUAUUUUUGAUACCCAACGAUGGAAGCACCACUGCAGCUCUAUCAUUCCUUCUCAAUCUUCUGAACAGAUAGAUCCAAAGGCCAAGACUUUUGAAACAAACCAGUUGCUCAUUAAAAAGACUUCCCCAUUAUACUACUAAAAUCAUCUGGAUUUAUUUAGCAUGUCUCAGUUUGUAUAAUAUCUCUCAAGAAAGUUUGUUGAUGAAGAUUCUCGGUCAUCAAAGUAGAGUUGCUUGGAAGUUGAAUCAGUCUGGAGGAGCUACUUGGAUAAGCAGGGAAAUAUUUCAAACUAACAAAGAAAAGAAAUCCAAUUGGCAUGACUCAACUUCCAGAUUCAAGAAAGGCUUUUAAAGAGAAAAGAUCAGUUGUGUUUACCAGCUUUUACCACCCUUUUGGAAGGGUGUCCAAAUCCUUUCUUCUCAUUAUGACUUAGAUAAGACCACAAUUAUAGUCAGCGUGAGACAGUUAGGAAUGUGAUUGCCUGGGGCAAAUGCGUCAAAGAUGGAGAAGUGAGAUAUUUAUAAGGCAAGGAAGCACAUUAUCCCACACCAAAGAAGAUCUCAGAGGAUCCACUUUCAUCUUUGACCACCAGUUCAGAGCUCCUUCUUGGUCUCCAGAUUGUGACAAAAUGCAGAAGACUAGGAUGCUAAUUUCAAGUUUCUUCCUGCUGCUCUUCUCUUUAUCAAUCUGCUUUGCCCAACAUUGGUCAUAUGGCUUCCAACCUGGUGGGAAGAGAGACGUGGAAAACCUAAGGGAUUCCUUCCAAGAGAUUGAAAAUGAGGUGGGCAAAGUUGGGGAGAUGCAGCCCUUUGAAUGCAAUGUGCCACGCCAGCAUUUCACACUUAGAGGACUGAAAAGUGUUCGUACAGGCAAGUCUAACUGAAGGAGAGAAGGGACAAAAGAAGAUCGAAAGCUACCUGAAUCGAAAUGAAAAAUAAAGCAGAAUGGAGCUUUUGCAAAGCAUUUAACUGCAACAUCUGACUUAUGUAUGCUGUAAACCAAACUAAGAGGGAAAAAAAAAUCUAGUUUGCCAUUGUGUUAUUAAGCUUCAAAUAAAAUUUCCUUAAGCUA
This is a messenger RNA of Crotalus tigris (Tiger rattlesnake), 1424 nucleotides long. It is a transcript of the gene GNRH1, whose product is annotated as gonadotropin releasing hormone 1. The transcript is spliced from 4 exons. Gene Ontology annotation, molecular function: gonadotropin hormone-releasing hormone activity. Gene Ontology annotation, biological process: multicellular organism development. The coding region runs from base 844 to 1236 and encodes 130 amino acids. The record is from RefSeq and is a predicted model, not a curated record. NCBI's taxonomy places the organism in Eukaryota, Metazoa, Chordata, Lepidosauria, Squamata, Viperidae. Gene Ontology annotation, cellular component: extracellular region.